This is a messenger RNA of Wasmannia auropunctata (little fire ant), 535 nucleotides long. It is a transcript of the gene Ctr1B, whose product is annotated as high affinity copper uptake protein 1. Gene Ontology annotation, cellular component: membrane. Lineage: Eukaryota; Metazoa; Arthropoda; Insecta; Hymenoptera; Formicidae. The transcript is spliced from 5 exons. The coding region runs from base 72 to 473 and encodes 133 amino acids. The record is from RefSeq and is a predicted model, not a curated record. Gene Ontology annotation, molecular function: copper ion transmembrane transporter activity. Gene Ontology annotation, biological process: copper ion transmembrane transport.
CUUUCACGUUGAUAUCAUAAAGCACGCACUGUCUUUUACGAAAGUAUCUACCGGUAAUAUCUUAAGACAAGAUGCACGGAAUGUCAUUUCACGGCGGCGUUGCGGAAACUAUUCUGUUCCAAGGUUGGCGCAUAGAUAAUGCGCAGGGAAUGGUCGGUUCCGUAAUCGGCGUCAUUCUUCUAACCGCAUUGUAUGAAGGUCUAAAAUCUUAUCGUGAGUAUCUCUUCGCGCACACGACGUUCCUCAGGAAGAACCAGCAGAAGAAAUCGAGAAAUGCAUUGUUGUUUUCCGGAGUGCAUUUCCUUCAAACGUUUCUGCAAGUGAUUCAAGUGGUGCUCGGCUAUUUUCUCAUGUUUAUUUUUAUGACGUACAACUAUUGGCUUUGCAUUGCUAUAGGAGUUGGAACAGCUCUCGGAUAUUGGUUAUUCUCAUGGGAUAAAACUAAUAAUGAUAAUACAGAUUGUUGUUCGUAACAGUAACAAAAAGUGUAUAUACGAUUUUUGAAAUAUUGAAUUAAUAAUAUUUCAAUCAUUUA